AUGCCACCUCAGAAUAAGCUAUGUGUAAAAAGAAGUAAAUUUUGCAAUGGAACAGUAAGUUAUAGGCUUGAUUUAUAUGAUUCCAGCGUUUACAUUCAUUGUUCUUCAUAUUUGCUGCUUAUAUGUGAGUUUUAUAGGAAUAUAAAUACAGUGGAUGUCCUGUAUAACGAAACUCCUUUAUAACGAAGAAAUUUCAAGUCCCCGAGCGAUUCGUUAUACAGGAGUUCCACUGUAGUUAUAGUAUCAAAGCCGUACCGGUGGCUGAAGCACAAUCUCAAUUUUUAUAUUUACAGAUUUUCUUUACUUCUCCACGUUACUGGAAGCUAAUGUGCUACAAGAUUCUGUUUUGUAUGAGUAUCACUGACAUUCUCCAACUACAAAGUCAUUUCUUCACGGGUGUUCUUUGCUUUUUUACUUUGGAACCAUCGUUUUGGAUUGGAAAGGUAUUAUAACAUUGUACUUUACAAUUUGAUGUUCAUUUUAGGUUAUUGCUGCUAUUGGCAACUCUGCAUGGUCAGCGAUGAUAGCACAGACAUUGAUGUUGGCUUUGAACCGAUGGAACGUUCUGGUACGAAAUUCACAGCAAACCAAUGAAGAAACUAAACGUUCUUUUAUUGUAAGUACUAUUUUAAGCUCCUUUAUAGUAUGUACUAGUUAUGAAUGUUGUACUAUAUAGUCAGACAGUAUUGUACUAUAUUGGGCCGUUCAAAUAACUCUGUGCUCCCUAGUCCGACAAAUUUGCCUUGACAGGGGCACAAAAUUAAUCGAGAAACCUAAUAUAUAAUACUACAAUACAGACUGAUACUAGAUAGUACAAAUUUUUUUGCCAAAAAGAUAGUAUCCAUAAGUACAACACUCUUUUAAGUACAGUAUCUUUCUAGCUUAAAUGUUGACAUUUAGAUUUUUCUUGCAAUAACAUAUGGUUACGGUAGUCUUUAUCUUCUGUCAUAUCUGUCACCCUACUGUAGUAUAAUCUUCAAAAUACAACAGUUUAACUGGGCCUAUUCUAACGAAUCAAUGAGCGAUACUGUAGCCUAUUCAGAAUUAUGUGGCACUACACUAAUGAUUACUGUAAUGUUGUUUCUGUAUAUUUGGAUCGUGGUUUCUCUGGUUUACCAGGUAAAACUUGUAAUUAUCUUCUGGUUUAUCAAAUAAAACAUAUAAUUAUUGAAGUUUUACGCAUUUGUUUUAUCACUUUAUUACAUUUUUAACACUCCUCACCUUCUUACUUUUAAUAUUUUAAAACUUUUUAAAACUUUGCAGAAGACCAAUAUUUUGAAAUCGAUAGCAACUGCCUGGAGGGAAUACAAGAUCUUGUUCCAAGGUAUAUCAAUAUUCCUGUUCGCCAUGUUUAUCAACAUUUUGUGGCAUUAUUCUACUAUCGUUCUUCCCCACGCCUUAAUUGGUCGAUACACCAGCUCGUUCAUUCACUUUGGCUGGAUUUGUUUUUCGGGUAUGACCCCUGUCAUGAAUAUUAUAAUGAAUAGGUAAGUGGUCAAGAAAGUCGCUAUUUCAAAAAAAAUCAAGCCUUUUGUUGAGAGAACUGCGCUGGGUCCCUGAAGCCGAAUUUUGAACUUGGCUCACGAAGCUGCAUGCUGCGGUCCACCCAAAACUAGACAGGCCGGGUCUAGCGGGCCUCUUUUCAAAUCUAGUCUCCUCUUAAUUUUCAAAAAAUAGUUUAUCAGCACUAGAUAGUACUUUUAGUAAAUAUUUUUGAGAUUCAUAUAGCUUUUUUUCAGAGACUUCAGGAAACAAAUCCUUCAGAUGGUCUCAAGAAGAGAUAACACAAACCAAGUGCAAGCAAUUUCAAAAACUAGCUCUUUUUGUAGUCAUACCUAAUAUAUUGUACAUAAUAUGUUAUUCAGCUUGAGUUCAACUCAAAUUUUUGACGGUUCACCUGCAAAAAUGAAUUUUAAAGAAAUUUUAAAUAAAUCUCAAUUUACAUAUUUCAUAAAACCUUACUGUGCACGUUAAACAACAUCAUUCAAAAAGGUUAUUAAGCUAUUUUUAAAGUUUAAAAACAUUACAAAACUUAAUAGGUAUUGUUGUUGUUUUGUUUUUUGUCAUAUACCAUAGUUUUAUUAGUAAUAGCUUCAAAGAACAACUUAUUUUGCUAACAACAUUAAUUGUAACACCUGCCAAGUUUUAUUAGAUUACUACAGCAAUAUAGUAAAUGAAUGAUACUUUUAAGGUUGAGCUUUAAUAAAUAAAAAUCAGCUAAGAGCGGGUGAUAAUUCUUAUAAUACUAACAUGGAAAACUACAUUAUUGGAUUUGGCUAUGUCAUCCCAUCGAUCACUUUUAUUUUUCUACAUAUUUGUUGUUUAUAUGUGAGUCGAUACAUAUUUAAAACUUUUAAAACUUUUUUGUAUUGAUGGUGCACCAUAGUAUUGCUAGUGCACCUUAAAUCCUAUAAUAAGCCUUCAAAGCCACCAUAAGCCUUCAGAAUCAUAUAACAAAUUGAAAUCGUUAUCUACUGAUAUUUCAGGUCUUCUUUACUUGUAAAAGCUACUGGAAGUUAAUGUGUUACAAAAUACUGUUCUGUAUGGGAAUAUCAGACAUGCUCCAACUGUACCAAAACUUGUACAUAGGCCUGCUUUGUAUAUUCAAACAAACACCAUCUUAUUGGGGUGGAAAUGUAAGAACAGUCACUUUUGACCUUAUUUAGUGUUUUAUUUAGCCCUAGCCUAGAGUUCUAGUCCUAGUCCUAGCUUAGAGCCCUAGCCCAGAACCCUAGCCGAGAGCCCUUUCCUAGAGUUCUGGCUCAAAGCCCUAGUCCAGAGCCCUAACAUAACCCUAGCCUAGAACCCUAGAACUAAAGCUGGCCCUAGUCCUAGCUAGCCCUGGCCCUAAGCCUAGCCCUAGUUCCUAGCACUGUCCUUAUAUAUAAAGUAAUGUUAAGUACUAAACAAGGUUUGAAUGAAUUACUUUAUAUUAUUAUAGAUUGUGACCGGUAUCGGAAACGCUGGGUGGUCAGCAAUCAUACCACAAAUAUUAAUGUUGGCUUUGAAUCGAUGGAACGUGCUUGUUCGAAACAUACCUAACGAAAGGUAUGAAAAGACGCAUUCUUUCAUUGUAAGUGCUAAAAAGAAUAAUAUACGUAAAAUUACUAGAGUAAUUUAAGGUUUUAUUGGAUUGAACAAUACGAUUUAUAAUCUUAAAAUUAUUGUCAUUCUUCUAUCAAACGUAUUUUAGCCGUAAAAAACCAAAUAUUUUAGAGUUUCCUUGUCAUAUCUUACAGUUAUGCUGCUGCUUGGCUUCUAUGGUUUCUUAGUCCAUACUGCUCGUUAGCUUAUACCACUAAAACCAAUCGCUAUUCAGCUCAACCAAAUGAGUCCUGGGGUUUGUUUGACCAAGGCUUUUCUUGUUCAGGUAAAGGUUUUUAAUUAGUGCCUAAUCAACAAGAAAAGUUCAAAAUUAUAAAGGAAAAUUGUAAAGAAAACCUAUUGUUUCAAAUAUAAAAAAUUUUUAAAUUUUUAGACGUUUGGGGCUUCACCGUAAUCAAUAUUGAACUGUCUCAAACAAUUCCGAUGCUCACUUUUAUGUUGUUGCUAUACAUUUGGAUUGCCAUUUCUCUACUUUAUCAGGUAAAAAUAACUGCUUUUAUUCUAGUUUGCCAUUAGAACAAUGUCAUGGUAAGACUAGAUUUAAAGGGCCCUUAACAUUAGAGAGCAAAAUUAUAACUAUAAAUCAGUAACCCCCUCUCCCCGAAAAAAAAUUUUCGAAAAAAGUUAAACGUGGUCCCCCUGUGAAUUUUUCGACCCCCUCCCCCUGACCAAAAGACCCCGCCCGGCCCUGAUUGAAAGCAUCUGUAAUCCGUUCGAAAAAUAAAAAAUUUCAAAUUUUGUCAUUUUAGAAAACAAGCCUUUUAAAAGCAACACGCAAUGCCUGGAGGGAAUACAAAAUUCUGAUUCAAGGUGUGGCGGUAUUCUUAUACGCUGUGGUUGAGACUAUACUAUGGCAUUACUCUGAUAUCCUUCUUCCUAACUUUUUGAUUGGUGAAUAUACCAGCCCGGCCAUCAAUAUUGGCUGGAUCUUCUUUUGUGGAAUGACUCCUAUUAUGAAUCUUGUCAUGAAUAGGUAAGUCUUUCAACACUGUACCAAGGAACUAGUCAUGUCUGAUUCUAUUAGGCUUGAGUUGUUAAUAUAAAAAAGUCCGGCCAAAUGAUAAGAUUAAGGUCAAAAAACACCCCAGAGAUCCGUAUUUUAAAACUACACGGAGUUUUUAAUGCCUAAAUAAAUAAAUCAUUUUUCUACUUUAGUGACCUCAGAGAAAGACUACGACGUAUAUUUACAAAACAUCGUGACAAAGCAGGCACAAAAGUAAAGGUACUAUCAAGCAUUAGAGUUUGCGACAGCAUACCCAACACACAUGGUUCUAAUCAUACCUAUUAACCUAUCCCUAAUCUUUAACAAUUGUAGAAAUAAAACAAAGUAUAAAUGUUAUAGUACUACCAUAAAAGAUUGUUUCAAUAUUUUAUUAUACGACAUACAUCCUUACAAAUUUUCAAUGCCUUAUUAUAUGUACUUAAACCCAAAUCAACUUAACAAGACUGUUCUACGUCGAAUAUACACAAAUUAAAUUAGCAGUUUAUGUCAAAAAAGCAUGUGCCAAACCGCCAUGUUCCUCAACUAAUAAGGUAUACUUUUAAGCAGUAGACUAUAACUUGUAGUAGAAGUAAAUACUAUUUACUUGGCUUUUGAUAUCUUGCUGUUUACUUCAGUAAAUCUAAUUCUCAUAAUUUAUUUUACUAAAACAAACAAGGCAAUGUGCUAAUAUUAGUAAAGUUAUUCUAUAUUAGACUGCCUACUUAUGGAAAACUAUAUUAUUGGUCUGAGUUACAUUAUUCCUUCAGUAAUAUUGAUUUUUCUGCAUAUAUGCUGUAUAAGAGUAAGUUAUUGAGUUUUAGAGUUAAAAACCUUUAAAAUAUUACUUUUCUAAUUAAUAUACAACAUAUUUUUCUAGACGGUAUAGUCAUUUUUUAAUCGAACAUAAUUUAAAUUUGAUCAUAGUAAUGAUAAGAAUGGUGUAAAUGAAUUAAAUACGUUUUAUAAUAUCCUUAUUCUAGGUAUUUUACGCCUCUAAACGCUAUUGGAAAAUCAUGUGCUACAAAAUACUACUGUGUAUGAGCAUAACAGACAUCAUUCAACUCUUUGGCCAUGUAUAUACUGGCUACCUAGCUAUAUCGAAAGAAGCUACAUGGUAUUGGGUUGAAGUUGUAAGUAAAAUCAUAGAAAGAUGUUGGUACAUAAAAAAAUAUGAGUUUCUGAGUUUUUUAUGUACCCUUAUGCUUUAAGCCGAAAAAAUUUAAGCCUACAAACCGCCCAAAAAUUAAAUCUAAACUAACUGCUAAAGACCUAUAAAUAGUACGAAGACAAUGACAACUAUCAGAUGGUUGAAAUAACUCUGACUCUAUGCCUCCCGCCCUGAAAAUUUGCUUUGAAAAGGGGCACAGAAAUACUUAAACAACCCACUAUUAUAAAUUUUUAAAAUUGUAGAUUAUUGGAGGCCUUGCCAAUGCUGGCCACUCAGUAAUGCUAAGUCAGACAAUGAUGUUAGCCUUCAAUCGAUGGAGCGUGCUAGUUAGAAAAGAACAAAGAAGUGAAGACGAUACGAAACGAGCUUUCAUAGUAAGUCAACAUAAUCUAAAAAAUUGUUUAUUAAAGUUAUUCUUUUUACCUGUUUACCUUUUCCAAACAAUAUUGGAAAAGGUAAACACCCUUCAAAACUUAAGAAUUCUAUUCAGAUUUUUGUGAUAAUAACAUAUGCGUAUGGUGGUUUAUUUGUGAUAACAUACUUUACACCAUAUUGUAAUUUAACCUACUACGCAGACGGUUACUAUUGGGCUUAUACUAAUGAUUCGUAUAGUCAAAUUGUAGCCAAAGUUGAGUUAUACACAGCUAUAGCAAUAAUGACAACAACUUUGUUGUUGUACGUUUGGAUUGUGGUCUCUUUGAUUAUGCAGGUAAGACAAUAUUUAUAUUUAACGAAACAGGUUGUUCAUAUAAUUCUCUGCCCCCUCUAUAAGCAGAUUUUUGGAAGUAAGAGCACAAAAUUAUUGAAACAACCUAAUAUUAACAAUUUCAGAAGACAAACCUGUCGCAAUCGUCGAAAAACGCUUGGCAAGAGUAUAAGAUCUUGAUCCAAGGUAUCUUCCUGUUUGUGUAUGCUAUGAUCGAGAUUAUUGGCUGGCAUUACGGAGAUAUUAUCCUUCCUGCAGCUCUAAUUGGCCAGUAUACAAACCCAGUGUUUAAUAUUGUUUGGAUUGGUUUUUGUGGCCUGACGCCAAUAAUGAAUCUUGUCACAAAUAGGUAUGUUCUUCGUCAUAACAAUGUCUCAAGUUUGUAUUUGUUGCUUAUUAUACAUUGUAAGUCAUAACAUUCCUUAUGAUAUAUGUAAAACUACAUUACACAUGGUAUAUUUUAGUGGCUGCCAAAUAAUAAUUGUACCUAAAAUUUGCAAAAAAACAUACGUGCAAAGUUCAACUAUGUCAACAUUGUCAUUAUAAUGUGUUCCUUUCUUUUCACAAAAGUUUUACUAAUCUAAAUAACAAUUAAUUUCAGAGAUCUGAGAAAAACAGUUUUAAGUCACCUUACCGGCAAAUUCGACGUUACCACAGUUACAAAAAUGCAAGAAUCAUCCCAUACAAGGACGUAUAAUAACAAACUGUAA
This is a messenger RNA of Bursaphelenchus okinawaensis, 6671 nucleotides long. The record is from the annotation of a GenBank genome assembly. NCBI's taxonomy places the organism in Eukaryota, Metazoa, Nematoda, Chromadorea, Rhabditida, Aphelenchoididae.